CAUACAGCAAGACGUGACUCCGACUAGUCGGGGGAGUGAGAGGCCAAGGCUGAGAUGAAUUCAGAGCGGGUAUAUUACAAUACAUAAUGUCACAUUACAACUAUGAACAGACUAAGCGGGGUGUCCAGCGCGUAAGCAAGUUAACACGACGGUUUUGUUCAUAAACCCUGCCACAAUGGCGCGAACGUGCAGGCAUUGAGACAAAUGCACCGCUAAGUGUUAUAUGAAGCGUUCACAUGGAAGGAACUUCGGCGAGUGGGACACUUUCCUUUCGUGCCCACCUCGCAGGCGGUGACUCCGCCGACGGGGUUUGCUGUGAGCGCCAAGCUGACAGUGACUAUGAAGCCGCGGGUGUGACUGUAAAAGCAACGGUGAGGGCGGGUGCUGGCGGCGGCAGGGGGGGGCCGGCUGUGGGGAGGGAGGGAGGGUGGGAGGGUGGGACGGUUAUGUGCCCGGUCCCGCAUUAUUAUCAGAAAGCCCACCCAGUCACGAGAAUGCGACACGAGCGCGCCAGUAGUGGCCUUCAGUCUCGUUCAUGUGGUCGUGGCCGUCGCUACGUGUCGGCGCUGCGCUCGCUGUACGCCAGCCUGGGCCGGGAGCUGGUGGCGUUUGAGCGGCACCUGUCCCUGCGCAACAAGGGCGGGAACCACUGCCACAUAAACGUGCUGGGGGUCACGCCCGAGGCGGGGAGACGCGCCGGCGAGGCGUUCCGCUCCGCCGCCGCCGCCGCCGGCUACCAGCUCGAACACAUCCCCGCGCCGCCACGUGGCACCGGGCCGGACGAGCUCCUGAAGCAGCUCAAGACGGCGGUGGGCGGGCCGGACAGCGAGUACUUCAUGGCGCUGCUGCCGGACGGCUCGCGGCUGGUGCGCCCGCUCAUGAGAGGCGAGCGCUGGCCCAUGGCCCUGGGGCGCGAGGUGCUUGCGGACCUGGCUGGGGCGCCGGAGCGGGCGUCGUGGAAGGCCUGCGCGCUCACGCCGGAGGAGGAGGCGGGCCGCGUGGAGCGCUUCAAGCAGCUGUUCAAGCCGUACGACAUAAUGGCGGGGGAGGAGUAGCGGGCAGCUAGGGGGAAGGCGUGGGGUCUGAGGCUGGGUUUGACACGCACGUGUGGCGGCACGGUCGAGUCCGGGGCGGGAGGUGGAGGUGUGGGCGCACGGCCGCCGGCAGGAAGCGCGGGGCACGGGCGCACAGCAGGUGGGCGGAGGAGUGUGUGGUGCUCUGUUGGCUGGGGGCGGGGGCUUGGCAUGUGCGGUUGGGAUAGCUGGGGUGAUGUAUGGCGGAGUUGCGCAGCAGGUUGGGUUGCUGACGUGGGUGGUGUGCGGGCGGCGUUGAUGCGGCUUUGGCAUGGGCAUUCAAGCGUGGAGCAGGCGCAGGCGCAGGGCAGGUUUGAGUCAGCUGCGACAACUGCUGGGGCUUGCUGUAGCCAUGCAUAGGAGCAUCUGCGAUAGUACGGUAUACCGUAUUGCAUUGAGGGUCACAUGCUGCGUCAAAGUGGCCUGCUGCCUGUUGACUGCCGUGCGGCACGGCAUGGCAUGGCACGCCACGGGGUCGGCGCACUGCGGUUGGUUGCUAUGUUCCUGGGCUGGUCGCAGGACCCUGGUACCAGAAGCCGCGCACGCUGCUGCACGUGUCUAUAUGUUGCGCGUGUGCACACGUACGGCGGUCGGGAGGGCUUGCGGAGCAACUCGCCUUUUGACAUAUCGGCGGCAUGUGUGCGUUGGUGACCGCCUCAGCGGGUGAGCAAGAUCACACACGGCAAUUCCCAUGUACUUCCUUUGGUUUUCUCCGAGACGAGCCUCUAUGCUGGCUUAUCGGGUGC
This is a messenger RNA of Chlamydomonas reinhardtii, 1819 nucleotides long. RefSeq lists its product as uncharacterized. Gene Ontology annotation, cellular component: post-mRNA release spliceosomal complex. The transcript is spliced from 6 exons. Gene Ontology annotation, molecular function: RNA lariat debranching enzyme activator activity. Bases 495 to 1055 code for a protein of 186 amino acids. The record is from RefSeq and is a predicted model, not a curated record. Gene Ontology annotation, biological process: mRNA splicing, via spliceosome. Lineage: Eukaryota; Viridiplantae; Chlorophyta; Chlorophyceae; Chlamydomonadales; Chlamydomonadaceae.